GCCCAGUUCUGUCUGGUAAUCACUUGUUACUGAUCACUAAAAGCAAUUUCCUUUUUUUUUUUUUUUGUUUUCUUUGGUUAAUCAAUGAAGCAAAUGGAGGCGGCGGCGAAGGGGAUGGUGACGUCUCUGUCGUCUCUGUUCCCGGCAGAGGACGCGCAAAAGGCUGCAAAGCGCGUGGAGGAGAAAAUCGAAGAGCAGCGGCAUGAGAUGGAUCGUUUGAAGCAGUUUAUCACUGAUAACACCAACCUCGUCAACCUCGUGCAAAAGCUCCCGGAGAAGCUCCACCACGAUAUCAUGGUUCCAUUUGGGAAAGCAGCGUUUUUCCCUGGUCGUUUGAUACAUACCAAUGAAUUUCUGGUUCUAUUGGGCGAGAGUUACUAUGUUGAGAGAACAUCUAAACAAACUGUUGAGAUUUUGAAAAGAAGAGGAAAGUCGAUGGAGUCUCAAGUUGAUGAUAUUAAGGCCAUGAUUCAAGAUCUUAAGGCUGAGGCUUCAUUUUUUGAUGCUACUGCUUCUGAAGUGACGGAAGGUCUUGUGGAGAUAAGAGAAGAUUAUGUGGAGGAAAAUUCUACUGAAAGAGUAUCUGAAUCAGGUGCACUUGUGAAACAUGAUUCUCGUAAUCUUCCUAGGGGUGACAAUAACGAAGCCAAAGUUGAAGAUGAAGAAUUUGCUCGCAUGAUGUCCAGGCUGGAUGAACUCGAGGAAGAAGAACUUGCUGCGGAAAAGGACAACAACGAGAUGGCCAGAGAUCAAGAAAGUAAUGCAAUUGAAAGUGAAAGUGGAAGUGAAAAUGACGAGAAUGAGGAAACUGAAGCUAAUUCCAACAAGCUUUUGGAUGACAACUCUCCAGACCAUAAUCCUAGAUACUCUGAGGUAAUUUUAGGAUUAUCCUGGUGAAUAGUUUAUUAGCACAGGUUGUCAAUAAUUACUGUUGUCAAAGGAACAAACAUAAAAGAUACUAAAAUGAAGAUUGAUUGGUUAUAGUUUUUAACAAGUAAAUAAUUCUAGUAGCUCAUUUCUAUACAAACAACUUGGUCAAUGACUCCUAGAAAUCCAGGUAAGUUUUGAUUUAUCUUAUAACUUGGUUGUUUGAGAACUUAUAAUAUGUUUUGAUGUAUGCUAGACAUGCUUUGAGCAUUUGGGUUAAACUAAAAGUAAAGGAAACUUGACCAUCAUGGUAGUAUUUAAGUAUGACCUUGCCCUCAUAAUACAAUAAAUCUUAAUUUUACUUUCCUUGUUAGCUAACAUUUAUUUUUUAUUUUUACUUAACUAUAUUGCACAUCACUUCAAUUAAAUACUCUUUGAGAAUUAGAGAUAAGAUGUUAGAGAAGAUUUUUAUUUUAUUCAAUGUAUGCAACUUAUUUUUAGUUCAAAAUUAAAGAGAAAAAAUGAGAGCUUUAGAGAAAAGAAAAGAAUGAUUGGACCUAAAAAUGAAGGUUAUUUAGUAAUUUUUUACGGAAUAGGGAGGCUUUUU
Molecule: messenger RNA, 1474 nt
Organism: Carica papaya (papaya)
Lineage: Eukaryota; Viridiplantae; Streptophyta; Magnoliopsida; Brassicales; Caricaceae
Source: RefSeq, a predicted model, not a curated record